Messenger RNA from Trichechus manatus latirostris (Florida manatee), 2589 nucleotides. It is a transcript of the gene SEH1L, whose product is annotated as SEH1 like nucleoporin. The transcript has 9 exons. Gene Ontology annotation, biological process: positive regulation of TORC1 signaling; cellular response to amino acid starvation. The coding region runs from base 62 to 1144 and encodes 360 amino acids. Gene Ontology annotation, molecular function: protein binding; structural molecule activity. Gene Ontology annotation, cellular component: Seh1-associated complex; nuclear pore outer ring. The record is from RefSeq and is a predicted model, not a curated record. NCBI's taxonomy places the organism in Eukaryota, Metazoa, Chordata, Mammalia, Sirenia, Trichechidae.
CGCAGCCUCCUUAUCUGGAAGCGCAAAGGGUGAACGGUGUAGGCGCGUGCCUGGCGGAGCCAUGUUUGUGGCGCGCAGCAUUGCAGCGGAUCAUAAGGAUCUCAUCCAUGAUGUCUCCUUCGACUUCCACGGGCGGCGGAUGGCGACCUGCUCCAGUGACCAGAGCGUCAAGGUCUGGGAUAAAAGUGAAAAUGGGGAUUGGCAUUGUACUGCUAGCUGGAAGACACAUAGUGGAUCUGUGUGGCGUGUGACAUGGGCCCAUCCUGAAUUUGGACAGGUUUUGGCUUCUUGUUCUUUUGACCGAACAGCUGCUGUAUGGGAAGAAAUCGUAGGAGAAUCAAAUGAUAAACUUCGAGGACAGAGUCACUGGGUUAAGAGGACAACUCUAGUGGAUAGCAGAACAUCAGUUACUGAUGUGAAAUUUGCUCCCAAGCAUAUGGGUCUUAUGUUAGCAACCUGUUCAGCCGAUGGUAUAGUAAGAAUAUACGAGGCACCAGAUGUUAUGAAUCUUAGUCAGUGGUCUCUGCAGCAUGAGAUCUCAUGUAAGCUAAGCUGUAGUUGUAUUUCUUGGAACCCUUCAAGCUCUCGUGCUCAUUCCCCCAUGAUAGCUGUAGGAAGUGAUGAUAGUAGUCCAAAUGCAAUGGCCAAGGUUCAGAUCUUUGAAUAUAAUGAAAACACCAGAAAAUAUGCAAAAGCAGAAACUCUUAUGACAGUCACCGAUCCUGUACAUGAUAUUGCAUUUGCUCCAAAUUUGGGAAGGUCGUUCCACAUUCUAGCUGUAGCAACCAAAGAUGUAAGGAUUUUUACAUUGAAACCUGUGAGAAAAGAGCUUACUUCCUCUGGUGGACCAACAAAAUUUGAAAUCCAUAUAGUGGCUCAAUUUGAUAAUCACAAUUCUCAAGUCUGGCGAGUGAGUUGGAAUAUAACGGGGACAGUACUAGCGUCUUCAGGGGAUGAUGGCUGUGUAAGAUUGUGGAAAGCUAAUUAUAUGGACAAUUGGAAGUGUACUGGGAUUUUGAAAGGUAAUGGGAGCCCAGUCAGUGGAAAUUCUCAGCAGGGAAACUCAAAUCCUUCCUUAGGCUCAAAUAUCCCAAAUCUACAAAAUUCAUUAAAUGGAUCUUCUGCUGGCAGAAAGCACAGCUGAGUACAAGCUAACUGGAGUAACUUUGCUGUUUUGCUGCUUGUUGCAUGCACACAGGAAUGGAAAGCGAACUCCUUUUCCCCUUUCCCAGCGUCGUUUGAUCUCUCCCAAGAUGCACCAGCAGCCUCCUUACUACUAAAUGCAGUCAAAUGGCCUUUAAAAAAUAGAGUGUAUAUCAUUUUUUUGUGCUAGCCAGCUUAUUGACACUAUCUGAAACUUUUAAAAUAUAAAUGGAGAGGCUUUUUGUUAAGACGUUGUCACUGAAACAGUUUUUUGAAAUGUUCCUGAAACUAACAUGGGUUUAAAAAUUAAAAGGAUUGUUAACAUCCUUACAAGUAGUUGGGAAGAGGGAAGAUAUCACUUUAUAACAUUUGGAGAAUAUAGAUUUUUUUUCUUUGUUUUCUAAAAUAGUAAGCUAAAAUGAAUUUUUAUAAUUUUAAUUUGAAGAUUGACUGAUCUUCAUAAAGAUUAUAUGGAGUGCUAAUUUGUUUACCCUUUGUAGAAUUGGUUUGUACAUAUCACUUAGUACAACUUUGUCAUUUCUUUGUGAUAUUUAACAAAUAUUAGUAAAGGAGUGAGAGAAGCAGUAGUAGUGAAAUGAAAGUAAUUUGUAUAGCUUAUAGCCAUGUUAAGCAUUUGGUAUUGUUUCAUUUGUAAAUUGAUAGUAAAAUGAAAACACCUUUGUAAGUUUUUUAUUAGUAUUCACUAAGGGGUUAAAUGUUUCUGAUUUGUGCUUGUACAUUUUAUGGUGUGAUUACACGGCUUAAGCUUUCCUCAAAGUGAAGAUUUGACAACAUACUGUAAUUUGAGAAGCAGUUAAAAUUUUGCUAAAAUUGUGCAUGUCCUAGGGUUUUCUUAAUUUAGUGGAUUGUUUCAGUUAGUUUAUAUCCUCUAGAGCUCUGACCUUGAUAACAAAACUAUAAAUCUUUUAAGUGUCUUAAAAUGCAUAAAUAUUACUGGUAAGAUAAAAUGGCAGAAGAAUAACAAUAUGACAUAAUUCUUGAGCCUUUUACUUAUCAAAAUUCUGUAGUGAUUCUAAGGUUUUUGCAGAAAAACAACUAUGUUCAUUGAUUGUAUUUCUUUAAAAGUAUGUUCUAAUAGCUAGCCAUAUUAAUGUGAAAGUGUAUUUUAAUUGGUUCUCAGUAUCAUGUAUGCACUAAAUGUGGUCUGCUGCUACUACAAAUGAAGCAUUGCUGAAAGUAGGGGGGAGAAAAGCUUACUAGAUUUGUAAAUUUACAGGAUAGCAUCAAAUAUGUUUUUGACAGAUUAGAAAAUGUUUUAAAUUUAUAAAAUUAAUGUCUUUAUAAAAUUCAUACUGAUAAUUUUUAAAAACAUUUUAAAUUUAACAGAUUGUAUUUAUUUUAAGUUUCUAUACUUGCUUAAGCAAUCUUGAUUUGAGUAAGGGUCUUGAUUGUUGCUAUUAUGUUCUGUUAAUUUUGGCAUGGAUA